This is a messenger RNA of Caenorhabditis remanei, 327 nucleotides long. RefSeq lists its product as uncharacterized. The record is from RefSeq and is a predicted model, not a curated record. The transcript is spliced from 4 exons. Gene Ontology annotation, molecular function: protein folding chaperone; ATP binding; metal ion binding. Gene Ontology annotation, cellular component: mitochondrial matrix. Bases 1 to 327 code for a protein of 108 amino acids. NCBI's taxonomy places the organism in Eukaryota, Metazoa, Nematoda, Chromadorea, Rhabditida, Rhabditidae.
AUGUUCCUGACCGCCGUCCGUCGCUCGAGCAACGUUCUCAAGUCGUUCAAGCCACUCUACGACAGAGUUCUCGUCGAGAGAGUCGCCGCUGAGACCAAGACCAAGGGAGGAAUCAUGCUCCCAGAGAAAUCGCAAGGAAAGGUCCUCGAGGCCACCGUCGUCUCCGCCGGAGCCGGACUUCGCAACGAGAAAGGAGAGCUCGUCGCGUUGACAGUGAAACCAGGAGAUCGUGUUCUUCUUCCAGAAUACGGAGGCACCAAGGUCGUCGUCGAGGAUAAGGAAUACUCGAUCUUCCGCGAGUCUGAUCUUCUCGGAGUCUUCCACUAA